AUCUAUAGGUUUUGAUGGUUUAGUUGGUAACCCGCACUCAACCCAGAAGUGAACCACCAACAGAGAUCGCUUAGUGUAGCUUCUUCAACGGCAUUGUGGUUGUCCGUUCAUAAGUAUCUAGCCUUUAUUGGUCGUGUCAGAUCGAUCGAUCGAAUUCAAUAGCAGCGUUGAAUUCUGAAUCGAUACAACGAAUAUUUUGGGAUACAAAAAUCCGCAAAAAGGAUUAAUUCAGAGACACACACACAUAUAAGAAAGGAUUACGCGCUCACGACCGGGAGUUGUGAUUGAAUUGUGCUUAAAAUGAGGAGCGCUUUUAUUAUUUUGGCGCUUUGCGUCGCCGGGCUUUGUGCUGAUGCUAGCACGGAUACCCUUUUGAGAAAGGCACGUGCCGCUCAGGGUUAUGAUUAUCCACCACCCUCUAUUCCAUUCCCCGAGCCAACGAGGCCACCACCAGUGGUGACGCGUCCACCAGCACCGAAGACUACUCGUCCACCACCCCCACCGGUGACACGCCCACCACCAACUUACUUGCCACCCACAAACAAACCACAGCCUCCGGCACCGAAGCCAACAACUCGUCCACCACCACCACCGGUGACGCGUCCACCAGCACCGAAGACAACUCGUCCUCCUCCACCACCGGUGACACGCCCACCACCAACUUACUUGCCACCCACAAACAAACCACAGCCUCCGGCACCUAAGCCAACAACUCGCCCACCACCACCACCAGUGACGCGUCCACCAGCACCGAAGACAACUCGUCCUCCUCCACCACCGGUGACACGCCCACCACCAACUUACUUGCCACCCACAAACAAACCACAGCCUCCGGCACCUAAGCCAACUACUCGUCCACCACCACCACCGGUGACCCGUCCACCAGCACCGAAGACAACUCGUCCUCCUCCACCACCGGUGACACGUCCACCACCAGUAGAGCGUACCACAUAUGUUUACAAUGUACCAGAAAAUCCAUUGACCUAUCCUCCACCAACCAAUAAACCACAACCACCAGCACCAAAACCAACUACUCGUCCACCACCACCACCAGUGACUCGUCCACCAGCACCAAAAACUACCCGUCCACCACCCCCACCAGUGACUCGUCCACCACCAACUUACUUGCCACCCACCAAUAAACCACAACCCCCAGCACCAAAACCAACUACUCGUCCACCACCACCACCAGUGACUCGUCCACCAGCACCGAAGACAACUCGUCCUCCACCCCCAGUGACGAAGCCACCACCAACAUACUUGCCACCAACCAAUAAACCACAACCACCAGCACCAAAACCAACUACUCGUCCACCACCACCAGUCACUCGUCCCCCUCCACCAAGAACUACACCUGGACCAACAUACUUGCCACCCACCAAUAAACCACAACCACCAGCACCUAAACCAACAACACGUCCACCACCACCACCAGUGACUCGUCCACCAGCACCGAAGACAACUCGUCCUCCACCCCCAGUGACGAAGCCACCACCAACUUACUUGCCCCCAACCAAUAAACCACAACCCCCAGCACCAAAACCAACAACUCGUCCACCACCACCAGUGACUCGUCCACCAGCACCGAAGACAACCCGUCCUCCACCUCCAGUGACGAGACCACCACCAACUUACUUGCCACCCACCAACAAACCACAACCUCCGGCACCUAAGCCAACAACUCGUCCACCACCACCACCAGUGACUCGUCCACCACCACCAAAGACUACCCGUCCACCACCCCCACCUGUGACUCGUCCACCACCACCAAGAACUACACCAGGACCAACUUACUUGCCACCCACCAACAAACCACAACCACCAGCACCAAAACCAACAACUCGUCCACCACCACCACCAGUGACUCGUCCACCAGCACCGAAGACAACUCGUCCUCCACCCCCAGUGACGAAGCCACCACCAACUUACUUGCCACCAACCAAUAAACCACAACCACCAGCACCAAAACCAACUACUCGUCCACCACCACCAGUGACUCGUCCACCAGCACCGAAGACAACUCGUCCUCCACCACCAGUGACGAAGCCACCACCAACUUAUUUGCCACCAACCAAUAAACCACAACCACCAGCACCUAAGCCAACAACUCGUCCACCACCACCAGUCACUCGUCCCCCACCACCAAGAACUACACCAGGACCAACAUACUUGCCACCCACCAACAAACCACAACCUCCAGCACCUAAACCAACAACUCGUCCACCACCACCACCAGUGACUCGUCCACCAGCACCGAAGACAACUCGUCCUCCACCUCCAGUGACGAGACCACCACCAACAUAUUUGCCACCUACCAACAAACCCCAACCACCAGCACCAAAACCAACCACUCGUCCACCACCACCAGUGACUCGUCCACCAGCACCGAAGACAACCCGUCCUCCACCACCAGUGACGAGACCACCACCAACUUACUUGCCACCUACCAACAAACCUCAACCACCAGCACCUAAACCAACAACUCGUCCACCACCACCAGUGACUCGUCCACCAGCACCGAAGACAACCCGUCCUCCACCUCCAGUGACGAGACCACCACCAACUUACUUGCCACCCACUAACAAACCACAACCCCCAGCACCAAAACCAACAACUCGUCCACCACCACCAGUGACUCGUCCACCAGCACCGAAGACUACCCGUCCUCCACCUCCAGUGACGAGACCACCACCAACUUACUUGCCACCCACCAACAAACCUCAACCACCAGCACCAAAACCAACAACUCGUCCACCACCACCAGUGACUCGUCCACCAGCACCGAAGACUACCCGUCCACCACCCCCACCUGUGACUCGUCCACCACCACCAAAGCCUCAGCCAACACCCAAGGAUGAUGGCUACAAAUACCCCGUGCCAAGCAUUCCUUUCGAGUUUUAGGUGUCAACUGUAACAGUUGAUGUACUCAAUUUUAUGUUAAGAAAGAUAGCCUGCGAGUUUUAAAAGUUUAUUUAAAAAGUGGUGAAGCUCAUUAACGCCGAAAGCUGACAAUCUAGCGAUGUGGUACCAACAAGCAAACUAGGGCUAGAUUCAUCUAGUCAAUACAAUAUGAGAACGUUAUUUUUGCUUUCGACUCCAAAAGAGCUCUAGCAAGAAUUUCAAAUGUUUUUCCUUUUUGUUUUAUACUUAAAAAUACUCUUACAAUUAGAAAUACUUAUUUUAAUUGAAAAAAAAUAUCCACGAUUUUGUUUUUGUAUUUCGGAUGAAAUUUUUUACCGUUUUUGUAGGGAAAAAUGUCAUUGUAUGAAAGAGUUUAUUGAAAUCAAUAAAUUAUGUAUGUACCUAAA
This is a messenger RNA of Bactrocera dorsalis (oriental fruit fly), 3308 nucleotides long. RefSeq lists its product as uncharacterized. The coding region runs from base 301 to 2901 and encodes 866 amino acids. The transcript is spliced from 3 exons. NCBI's taxonomy places the organism in Eukaryota, Metazoa, Arthropoda, Insecta, Diptera, Tephritidae. The record is from RefSeq and is a predicted model, not a curated record.